AUGCCUGUCUUAGAUGUCAAGCUGAAAACAAACAAGAAGACUGUGUUGUGGUUUGGGGAGAAUGCAAUCAUUCCUUCCACAAUUGCUGCAUGUCCUUGUGGGUGAAACAGAAUAAUCGCUGUCCUCUCUGCCAGCAGGACUGGGUAGUCCAGAGAAUAGGCAAAUAA
This is a messenger RNA of Cariama cristata (Red-legged seriema), 167 nucleotides long. It is a transcript of the gene RNF7, whose product is annotated as ring finger protein 7. The annotation marks the transcript as partial. Lineage: Eukaryota; Metazoa; Chordata; Aves; Cariamiformes; Cariamidae. Gene Ontology annotation, cellular component: Cul5-RING ubiquitin ligase complex; nucleus. The record is from RefSeq and is a predicted model, not a curated record. Gene Ontology annotation, molecular function: zinc ion binding; cullin family protein binding; ubiquitin protein ligase activity. The transcript has 2 exons. Gene Ontology annotation, biological process: protein ubiquitination; ubiquitin-dependent protein catabolic process.